AUGCAGGUGGACGACGAUGAUGAGGAAAACUUCAGCUCGCCCACGGUUAAGCGCAAGAGCUCAGUGAUGGCCGAGGACCAUCCACCGCCACCACCACUGCCGCCGACACACGUGGCACGGUCUGCGGGAGCUGCUCCAACGGCUGGUGCUUCGGGUCCGGCUCAAGUGAGUGGUGGCGAGGAGGUUGCCAAGCACGUAAAAACUCCGCAUCGACGAAGACAGCAGCAGCCGCAGCAGCAGGUCUCCAUGAAUGUUGGCGAGGUGAUGAGCGUCCCGCUAGCUGGCAAGUCGGUUCCCUUUCGAGUCGUCAAGAGGCGGAGCAAGGGUUUCAACAGCGUGGUGUUCGAGUGCCGCGAGGAGCAGGAGGAGGCGAUGGGGGACGAAGCCUAUCGCCCUCUGCGAGUUGUCACGGUCAAGGUCUUGUCCGGGGGAGAAUCCGGCAUGGGAGCAUGCCUGCACGAAGUAGAAACCCUGGCGUUCCUCAAGGUGAAGCGGCAAGAGGCGGGCUUGACGCGCGAGCGAUCGCGGUUCGCCGAGCUCGCCUCCUGGUUCUACCGCCGCUCGGCCGUUGGCGGGGUCGACCACGUGUGCCUCGUGUUUCGCGGGGGAGGGCUCUCGCUGCGGGAGGCUAUGUCGGCACGAUCGCCGCCGAUAAGUACGGCACAAAGCGGCGUCACCGCCAGCAACAUGCCUUCGUCCGCUCCUGUUUUGUUGGCGUGGAAGGCCCAUGAGGUGGUUGAGGUUGCUCGUGGUCUUCUCGAGGGCAUCGCGUUCCUGCACUCGGUCGGAUUGGUCCACGCCGACAUCAAGCCAGACAACGUCGCCCUCUACCCCCCGCCCCCUUGUAGUAGCUCACCGCCCCCGAACGCGACAACGCCGCCGCCGCCAACAGCGGCAGCACAAGCUCCGUUCGACCUCCGCCUUAUCGAUCUGGGCAACGCGGUGUUCGCCUCGGACACGGUGCCCGGAGUCACGGCGGGGACCCCGUCGUACCUCUCGCCCGAGGCCAGCGGCGGGCUUGCCUGGGGCCCGCCCGUCGACGUCUGGGCCGUCGGUUGCGUCCUGCACGAGAUCUUGACGGGCGGACGGGUAGGCGCCGCGGCCGCAUUUACCAUUGGCAACGAGGGCCGAGGCGGUGACAGUAGUGGUUGUGCCACCUCUGGGCCUUCGGCGGGACUGUCAGCUUCGGCGGGACUUUCAGCGGGGUCGGGGCCGGAACUGACGGGCGUGGUGGGUCUAGUGAAGCGCCUGCUGGCGGAGGAUGUGGGCGUGAGGCCCAGCGCCGAGGAGGCCCUGAAGGACGUGGUAUUCUCCACUUGGCCGUAAAUUGAAGGAACGUGGUGAGGGAGGUCUUAACAGACUGGGGUUGUGAUCCCCAAGGCUCCACGACUGUGAGUAACAAUUUGGGUGGCGUGUGUGUGUCUGGUCUGCCGUUACGGGGGCAUGGUGCUAAGAGAGACGUACCUCCGCAUCGCGAGCAUUCGAAAAGAGGGGCGGCGAGACAAGUGGACUAUGAUAUGUUGGUCUCCUCGUCCUAAAUAGGGUUUGUAGCUCCUGUUGCAUCUUUUUUACAACUCCUGUUGCAUCCGUAGACACAAAUGUGCUGUUGUCUGUCCUAUUGUAGGUACUGUGUCCUGCGGCAGGUCAGACAGCCUGGCGAUCCCACACCAUUCUGGCGAUCAGGACUGUAUGAAAUUGCAGCAAAUACCAAGGCUGACAUACAUUGGAGCUGGAGGAGUUGGUUCCUCCACCUGCUGCAGGUGUUGAGCUGCUCUGCUGUAUUUCCGUGACACCGAGAGUUAAAUUGUUGGUGUCAGUGAGGCCGAAGCAACAUGUAGAGCGAGAUAGUGUUUUGCUCGGCAUGUGUUGUAUAGAGCAAGUGUUGUCUCAAGAGCGUGUUGUCAAACGUUAUCAAGUCGAACGUCAUGCGAUCAGAUUUUCGCGUCAUUAGAUGUCAUGAACUUCCGAAUCUCGGAAGUCACUCUCGGUACUCUCGGUCAUUAUAUCUAGUUCUUCUUUGUACCAUAUUUGCGUCAUCUGGACUUAAGCUCACAGGAACUGGUCCCCCCGCAGUUGAAGGAAGCGAGGAGUUUCUGUUUUGUCAGGGCAGCUUUCGACGUGAUUGCAACAUUCGUAUUUUAUUCGUUUUGCUGCUGCUGCUGAUGAUGAUGCUGAUGCGAUGGUAGCUGGUCUUGGUGUGUAGAAUAUCGCGACAGUCCUCUCUUGUUGGUUUAUCACGGAAGCCCCCUUAGUCCAUCCUCAUCGUGAGGCGUACUAGCCCAUGGAUAUAUGUCGGCCCGAUAGGGUGGUGUGUGAAUAGUACUUUUAUGCUUUCCGGUAUAUUUUUCCGCAGAGAUUCACAGGGCCGCGUAUCGUGGCAUCAUUCGCAGCUUUGGGGACUUCGGUCCAAUACUGGCAAGAAAACAUCGAAACGCGGCAGGGUCUUCCUAAAUUCAGUGGGUAGGGUGUACAAGGUACAGAUGAGAAGCGUGCUUUAUUUGGUGCACGACAAACUGACGUGUUGUACAUGAUAGAAGUUAGGCGCGUGCUUCAGUUGGUGUGCAACAUACCAGUGUGGUGCAUGAGGGUACAAAACAGGUACGUUUUUUUUUUCUUGGUACCCGGGGUGAAGUAAUCACACCCAGCGCGGUACGUGACGGCACGCACUUGGUAUGGUUUUCCCGUACCAUAGCAGGGCUUGUAGUCGUAGCGAAUUGGGAGCUGCGUUUUAGUAUAUUGCGUCCCCGAAGAUAGAACUAGACCGUGGUAUGCGUGUACCCCUCGACUUUCGUGGGGGAAACGCUGUCGUUUUGGGUUUGAAUCAACUGCCCAUUGAGGUCGGCCUAUAUAUGGUUGUUGUGUCAAAACGCGGAUAUAGUCCGUGUCAAAAGAAAGACAACAAGGAAGGGCACUGCGUUCCACGUGCCGCCAUUGUUCAGUUGUACUUUGUAACAUUUAGCGGGGUAGAUGAUGUCAACGUAGGUUUCGACGAAUCGUAGCCUCUCGUGGCGAAAUGAGGACCGUGUACGGUUUCCCAAACGAGUUUCCGACCAACGUCCCCUAUGCUGGGUGGUGUUAACAAAGACGGGUUGCGAUCU
This is a messenger RNA of Ectocarpus siliculosus, 3098 nucleotides long. Lineage: Eukaryota; Phaeophyceae; Ectocarpales; Ectocarpaceae. The record is from the annotation of a GenBank genome assembly.